Molecule: messenger RNA, 3535 nt
Organism: Lagopus leucura (white-tailed ptarmigan)
Lineage: Eukaryota; Metazoa; Chordata; Aves; Galliformes; Phasianidae
Gene: IL17RA
Product: interleukin 17 receptor A
Exons: 13
Coding region: 9-2579 (856 amino acids)
Molecular function (GO): interleukin-17 receptor activity
Source: RefSeq, a predicted model, not a curated record
GCAGGGCUAUGGCGGGCGCGGGCCGGCCGGGCUUGUCUCCUCCGCUGCUGUUCCUUCUCGUCCUUCCCGUGCCGCCAGCGGCCGCCGCGUUGCGCUUGCUGCUCGGCGCCGCGCCGCCCUUCACGUGCUCGCAGCCGGAUUUAAAGUGCCUCGUAGGAAAUAGUACCUGCAUAGAGAGGAGCUGGCUGCAGAAUCAGACAUGGACACCCUCUGCUCCCAGUAGCCUUGAUGUGUUCUCUGAUGUUUUCCGUCAGACAGAUGGAGAGCUGCUCCCAGUGCUUCGGAUAGAGUGGAAGGUGGCCACCGAUGCUAGCAUCCGCUAUCUCCGAGGUGCAGAGCUGGCUGUGAUGCAAGUGAGCAGCAAUCAACAGAUCUGCGCCCAGUUUGAAUUUCAGAACAACUUGCCUCUUCAGGUCCGUCCAGAUGGAGGCCGGUGGAAUUUCACUUUUAACCGCUUUGAGGUGGAACCUGGCCAGACUUACCAAGUGACUGUCUACCACUUACCCAAACUGAGUGUAAAGGGAGACUACAAUUGCAAGUCUGUGUCUCUCACAAUGCCUGAUUGCAAGGACUCUCUGAUGAAAAGAACCACCCCAUGUGUAAAGACAGGCAGUCUGUGGGAGCCCAAGAUCCAAGCUAAAAGUCUAGAUGAUAUAACUCUGCUUGUGAGCUUUAACCCAUGGAAGGAGCCAACCCGAUACCAAAUUCAUGUGACCAGUUUCCUGAAUGAGAGGAAGUGUAAAAUGAUCACACGUGAUGUCACAGAGGGCGAACUGCAACCACAAGCAAAUGUCACAAUCAAAAUGGAGAAGAACUUGAAAGCUUGCUGCAACUACAAAGUACAGAUUCAGCCAUUCUUUGCCAUCUGUGGUACAGACUGUCUGAGGCACUCUACUUUCAUCCCAUGUUCACCAGCUCCAAGUGUGGGCCCAUCAGAUGAUAUGAUGAUAUGGGUGUACUGGUGUAUCACUGGGAUCUGUGUGUUGCUGGUGGGAUCAGUCAUAGCAGGUGUCAUUUGUAUGACCAAAAAACGAGCAGGACACCGGCGAGGAAAGUGCAGCCACUAUGAUUUGCAAACUGCAGUACCACCUACCAGCCUUCCUCUACCACCCUUAAAGCCUCGAAAGGUUUGGAUCGUGUAUUCUGCCGAUCACUUGCUCUACGUGGAUGUGGUGUUGAAGUUUGCUGAGUUUCUGAUGACUGUCUGUGGCACUGCUGUAGCCUUAGAUCUGCUAGAAGAUCAUCAGAUCUCAGAGUUUGGGCCAUUACCCUGGCUCACUCGACAGAAGAAGGAAAUGGAAGAACUAUCCUCAAAGAUCAUAAUCUUAUGCUCACGAGGCACCCAGGCCAAAUGGCAAGCCAUGCUUGGGAGCGCACCUGUGUGUCUCAAGCAAGAUCAGCAAAAGCCAACUGGAGACCUGUUCACCCCAGCCUUAAAUUUGAUCCUGCCAGAUUUCAAGAAGCCAGCCUGUUUUGGAAUGUAUAUAGUCUGCUAUUUUGAUGGGAUAAGUAGCGAGAAAGAUAUUCCUGAUCUGUUCAAUGUCACAUCCAGGUACCAACUGAUGGACAAGUUUGAGGAUAUUUAUUUUCGGAUUCAGGACUUGGAGAAGUUUGAGCCUGGGCGCAUCCAUCGAAUCCAGGAAAUCACAGCUGAAAACUACAUUGAUACCCCUAGUGGUAGGAAGUUGAAAGAGGCAGUUCAGAAGUUCAGAAACUGGCAGACAGAGCACCCGGACUGGUUUGAGGCUGAAAGCAUCAACCUGGAUAAUGAUGAAGAAUUGCAGUCCCUAAACAGAGAGAGCCAGGUGGAUUCGUUGCUAAGUGAACCAGGUGGAAUUGUGAAACAACAGCUGCACUUACGAGAACCUGACCCUAACUGCUGUUAUGUCAUUAAUCUCCACAUUCGUGAAGGUGAGAACAGAGGUUGUAUACUACAGCCUCAGCUUAAUCUCUGUGGAGAUCCAGCUUCUCAGACUCUGAUUGAUCCUUUGGAUGAGGCUGCUCCAGUUCAGAGAGUAGAGCCAGUCUCUUCCAUGGAAGACAAAAAUAUUUUUGGCCAUCAUGUGCUGAGUAAUGAGGACUGCAUGGAAGGAGUUCAUCUUCUGGAAACAAGUUUUCCAAUGAGGAAUAACAUCAUCCUCCAUGAUGACUGUGAUGUUUCAGCAACAGAUGACCAGAGUCCUGCAAACCUCUCAGGUGAACUGAGGCACCAUCUGAAUGGGCUUAUGUACUCUCUUUAUCAGCAGAGUGUCAUUCCUUCAGAUCCGUGUUUCUGCCAAGAGGAGGCUGAAAAGCAGCACCAGCUGAUCUUUGAAGACCAGUGCAAAGACCAAAGACAGUCAGUGCAGUCAGACCAAGGUUACAUCUCUAGAUGUUCUCCUUUGCCUCCUGAUGACCCCGUGGAAGAGGAAGAAGAGGAUCAGGAGAAUCAGGUGGUUUGUCAUGAACUCUCUCCAGAGGUCUUGAACAGUCUAAAGAGCCUCCAGCAGCAGCUUUUUUUCCAGGACAUUCAAUGGAGCUCUGAGUCAGGAUAUCCAGCAGAGCUGAUGAAGAUGAGCCCAUCUCCAGAGGACUGUUAGGCUCUAUCUGGGACCUGCUCCAUCUGAAAUACACAGAUGGAAGGUAGUAUCGCAUCUAGCACUGAAACUGCAUUUCCAAUGCCAUCCUUCUCCUUGUAUUACAUGUGACUAAUUGGUGGGAUCUUCCUGUCUGCUGCAGAGAAGCAGGGUUGCCCAGCAGUUGAUGAACAUCUCUGCUUCUAAUCUCUGUGUAGAGAGAAGCAACAAUACUAGCCAUCACUGUGACUGAACAGGCAGUAGUUCUGCUCCUGGGGGACAUGUAUUAUAUUGAGCCCUCACUGCAGAAAAAUAACCUUAGCUCAUCCACUAGUGCCUUCAGAACUCUCUCCAACUGUAAUGAUUUUAUUGCACUGGACAGAAAACAAGGCCAAGAAUCAGAUUAUAGAAUUAGAAUGGCAAACUUUUCAAUGCCAGCUUGAUGGGUUUUUUUAAUAUAUAUACAUAUAUAUAUUUUUUUAAUAAUGUGUUUAAAGAUGUGUGCCUUAAACUUCAGCUAGGUUAGGACUGUCUUUACAUAGUCACAUAAUGGGUUAGGUUGGACCAGAUAAGCUGCGGAGGUCUAACACCUCUGCCCAAGUAAGGCAACCUACAGCAGAUUGCCCAGGCCCAUGUUCAGGUUGCUUUUGAUUAUCCCCAAGCAGUGAGACUCCACAACCUCUCUGGGCAACCCUGUACGUUACUAGCUGCACAGUAAAGAAGUGCUUCCUGGUGUUCAGAAGGAAACUCCUGUUUCUAUUUGUGCCUAUUGCCUCAUGACCUGUCACUGGGCACCAAUGAAAGGAGCCUGUCUCUGUCCUUUUUUGUACUCUCCCUUUAUUUAUGCACGUAAUGCCUAGAAUAGAGCAAGAAAGAAUGGCCUCAAGAUGUGUCAGGGAGAAUCAGAUUAGGGAUAUUAGGGAAAAAUUUCUUCUCUGAAGGAGUGGUGAAGGAUUGGAACAGGCUGCUCAGGAAAGUAG